AUGCCUACUCAAGCUGCGCUCCUCAUUGGAGGCAUCACCCAUGCGCGCAAAGAGUGGGAGGCUCUGUCGUCCAUUCUGACUCUGAAGGAAUUCCCCAGCGGCAACCGUGAGGAAUUUAUCCAGAACUGCAAGACGGGGCAGUACGACGAUGUGGUUGCGAUCUACCGGUCCAAUACUUCUAAUAAGUUCACCGGCAACUUUGACGCCGAAUUGCUCUCAGUUUUGCCAAAGUCUGUUCGCUAUAUCUGCCACAAUGGUGCUGGAUAUGAUAACCUAGAUGUUGCCACCUGCUCGCAAAGGAAUAUUGCCGUCUCGAGCACCCCGGUUGCCGUAAACAAUGCGACCGCCGAUGUGGGCAUUUUCCUUAUGAUCGGCGCACUGCGUCAGGCUUAUGUACCUCUUUCUGCCAUUCGUGCUGGCACCUGGCAAGGAGAGACUACGACGGGCCAUGAUCCCCAGGGUAAAGUGCUCGGUAUCCUGGGCAUGGGUGGCAUUGGACGGGAAAUGGCUACUCGGGCCAAAGCCUUCGGAAUGAAGAUCCAAUACCACAAUCGCUCGCGACUCCCCGCAGAGCUGGAAGGAGGCGCGACCUAUGUCUCCUUCGACGAGCUCCUCGCCUACUCUGAUGUCCUUAGUUUGAACCUGGCCCUUAAUGCCUCGACACGGCACAUCAUCAGUGCCACCGAGUUCGGCAAGAUGAAGGAUGGUGUGGUAAUUGUCAACACUGCACGGGGUGCACUGAUCGAUGAGAGCGCGCUGGUUGAAGCUCUUGAUUCCGGCAAGGUUCGCUCUGCCGGUCUGGAUGUGUACGAGGAGGAGCCUAAGGUCCACCCCGGCCUCUUGAGUAACCCGCGGGUUAUGUUGCUCCCGCACAUUGGCACAAACACCUACGAGACGCAGAAAGAGAUGGAGAUUCUGGUGUUGGAUAACUUGAAGUUGGCGGUGGAGAAGGGAGAGUUGAUUACACAGGUGCCGGAGCAGAAGCGAUAG
This is a messenger RNA of Penicillium canariense, 990 nucleotides long. Its product is annotated as D-mandelate dehydrogenase-like dehydrogenase. Gene Ontology annotation, cellular component: cytosol. Lineage: Eukaryota; Fungi; Ascomycota; Eurotiomycetes; Eurotiales; Aspergillaceae. The coding region runs from base 1 to 990 and encodes 329 amino acids. The transcript is spliced from 6 exons. The record is from RefSeq and is a predicted model, not a curated record. Gene Ontology annotation, molecular function: hydroxypyruvate reductase [NAD(P)H] activity; NAD binding; glyoxylate reductase (NADPH) activity.